Messenger RNA from Dinoponera quadriceps, 3993 nucleotides. RefSeq lists its product as uncharacterized. Gene Ontology annotation, biological process: central nervous system formation; regulation of Toll signaling pathway; innate immune response. Bases 1794 to 2729 code for a protein of 311 amino acids. NCBI's taxonomy places the organism in Eukaryota, Metazoa, Arthropoda, Insecta, Hymenoptera, Formicidae. The record is from RefSeq and is a predicted model, not a curated record. Gene Ontology annotation, molecular function: Toll binding; growth factor activity. The transcript is spliced from 7 exons. Gene Ontology annotation, cellular component: extracellular region.
GAUAACAUAGUUUUGCGAUAGAAUAGUCGAGUAUUUUUAGGCUGCGUUCCGAUAUUCACUGCCAGUACUAAGAAUUUACAUUAUAUGUAACUAGAAUUAGGAAUUCACCCAUUAGAUACUGAUAGUGCAAAUCAGAACGCAGCCUUGGAAGUAAUAUAAACAAUUGAAUAUGGAGGACUUAAAGGCGUUCUACAAUGCUCCCUGAAAUCAUGGACAAGUCGCAACGCAACGUCAUGAAAAAGUCAAAUUAUAUCGUCCUAUUUAAGAUAUCAAAUGAUUAUUUUUUGACGUCCUGAUCCGUCUUGGCUUUACGUUCUGUACGGGAAAGUCGACCGAUGACACGGUUCCACCGUCGUCGUAUACGUUGUCGCCGAAGACGGCGCACGAGAGCUCAAAGUUCCGUUAUUUUCCAAUCAAUCUCGCCGGAGUCAAUUGGCCGGAGUCAACGUGAGCGGAAACUAGUCCGUCGAGUAAGCCGAUCGUGAAGCGCGUCGGUUCUCGUUACGAAAGCGCAUAUGUAACGAGAUCUACACGCGUGCGUACACAAUCGAAACGCGACGCGACUUUAGGUAACUUUGUGUCUUCACUUUCCCACGACUCACUCGUGGGGUUCAAGAGGAAAUCAGCCCAGCGGAAAUCACGGAAAUUGGAAAUCACGGAGUCUUAAUUGCGCUUAUCUCCGGAGCGGCGUUAUCUUCCAAAUUCUACGGUCGUUCAGACGAUUCUCCAGUGUGCGUUAUCGCUAUAUAAAUUUGAACGUCGCUCGCGACGACCGUUCAGUUGGGACGAUAAUGACAUGUUAUUGAAUAGUUCAAGACGCGCGCGUACAAUUAUAACCGAUAAUGCGCGAACGCGGAGGAAACCGUUGUUUGAGAAGCAGAUUAAGUACCACGGCGAGUUCAGCAAAACACUCGAUGAUUACUUCCUCCUCCUCCUCGGGUUCUCCUACGUAAUUACUCGGCGCGUGAAGCACGACGGGAGCAAUCUCGACGGCUAACAGCGGAUUAAUCGACGUUACCGACGGUCAGGCGAGCGAGCACGAGAUAACGUCGACGGACGAUACGCGAGUGCAUUUCCACCUCGUUAUAAAAAUAGUCGUCUUUUAUAUUUAGUACGGCCAUGACGAGACGGCUAUUCUUUCUCUCCGUCUCGGACAUUCGCGAGGAGACGACUGGAAAACUUCCGAGAAUGCACGCACGUUUCCCGCUAAUCGGCGAUCGAUAAGAGAGCGGGAGUUUUCCAAAGGGCUUUUUUUUUCGUCCACCGGAAAAGCGACUUCGACUUCCCGCCGAGAAGUCCCGGUAAUUUCCUUUCCUGCGGAUCGACCUGCUCGCGUGUCCUCUACGACGUUCUCGCAGAGUUUCGGUUUCUCAACCGUGACGUCAACACAGCCGGAGAGAAUCGCUUUCUUCGUUAAUUGCUGAAAAUUUACCGGCAAUUGACACUCCAAUUGGGACCUUGACCAUCUCCGUUCAUGGGAGAACCCGGCGGGUCACCUUCCUCGAUUAUACGCGAUGUAGUUGUUUUCACAUUUGUUGACUGCGUCGAACGCGUGCUUGAACGGCGCCAAAAAUUCGACCUUUCUAUUUUUAUGAAAUAUUUCGAGUGACGGCGUUGCAUGCGAGAUGACGAGGAGCGAAUUUCGUUAGCCCGCAUACGAGAAUUCGAUCGCGGCAAUUUGACGAAUAGAGAUCUCCGGAUCCACGUCCCAGCAGAGAUUCGCUUCAAGUUUGUUCGUGCGUGAGAAACGUCCGUUGCCGGAAACUCUGCCAAGAACUACUUCAUUGUUCUCGAUGGUCAUCCGGGGCGAGCCUUGCACGGAGUACGGAUGUCCGGGACGACCGACGUACGAGCCCUUUGUCCCUGCGCCCCCAGGACUUACCCCCAACUGCGCGCUGCCAGGAGAGACCUUCUGCGAGACUCCGGAUCAUUAUCCACGCCGGCUCAUCAAGUUUCUCGUCGAUAAAUGCAGCUUCGACUUUAACACCGCAUUGCGGGACGAGUCUCACGAGGACUUCAAUACUUACAGUUCUCCUCCGGAUUACAGUCGAGGUUACGAUUAUCCCCGACAAAACAACGCCGGGUUGUUCGCGCAGGUCCCGUCGACGGAACAGCCACCCUCGAUGUAUGGACCGCCGACCAACGGUAGCUACAAUCACGGCUACAAGUACUCCGCGCCGCCACAGUCGCAGGGCAACCCCUUCUUACCGGGCGUGGUGUUCAAAUAUCACCGCAAUAUCCAACGACAGGUCGAACACACCUACCCGCAAGAUGCGUUUGGCCCGAAUCAGUCGUGGUUGACCAAUAGCUACUCACGGAGCGACAAAAUAGCGCCUCGAACUUACCGUGUAAAUCCCUUACUGGGCUACGCAAAAUCGAAGUCGAGCGGUCGCGUCAAGAGGCAGAUAAAAGCGGACGCUAUUGUCCUGUGCCCUACAGAGGGACAAUACAUCAUUCCUAGAGCGGCCCUAAACAAUCAAGGCAAUUGGAUGUACAUUGUCAAUCUUCCAGAGCAGAACAACAAACAUACGCAGCUUGUCAAGAGCGAAAAAUGCUUAAACGACGAAUGCAACGGUAUAUGCUCCAUUCCUACGGGCUACCGGAGCAGGUGUCAACAGCAGUACGUGCAAAAGAGACUGGUCGCGCUCGAGGGUAGCGGGAAUCGCCUUUACACAGACGUGUUCUGGUUCCCGCACGGCUGCACGUGCGAGAUCGUGCCGAAUUAUUGAGAAGCACGAAUUAUCGAGAAUUACGGCGAACUGUGUCGAUCGCAUAAACGACGGGCUCGUUUUCAAGGGUAAACCACUAGACGCACUUACGGCCAAUUAAUCGAAACGUUUUCCCCGCGAUUGAAACUCGACACUGAGAGCUGUAACGCAGAGCGCGCCUCGCAUCAACACCGAGAGCGAGAGAAAGAGAGAGAAAGAGAGGGUACCGAUAAUGUAGUGUUCUGUGAGCGACGAGUACCCUGGCGAGUUACGCGUGUGCGUUACCAGCGGUGUGUUAAAAGGCAGACGCGGAUGUGCGUUAUCAACGUAGCUACUGUAGUGCCACGCUAUAUCUUCAAUCGCGAGCGGCGUAAAUCUACUUGUUACAGGCGAUAUCGAAGCUGCGAAACACAGCACUUCGAGCGUUUCUGUCGACGAUAAACGCUGACGAAAGGAUCCUCCGACAAAAGAGGAAAAGGAGAGAGAGAGAGAGCUGCCACUGUUUCCGUUCGCAUAGCCCAUUUGGCGUUAAAUACAACGCACGACGAGGAACCUCUUACUUUAUUGACCGGAGUAACAGCGCGGAUCGCCUCGAUUGCGUUUUUCAUUGCACGAUUUCGUUGCACGGUCAUCGCGAGAACGACGAUUGUACGCUUAGUUUUGCCUUGAUAUCGUGGCCUUAUUGAUUUCUAGUUAUAGUUUCUUUUUAUUAUUAAUGCUACGUCUCUCUAGUUCACGUAAGAAAAGAAGAAUUUUACUCGGGAAUACAUCCCAUGAACGAGCGAAUCGUCCGACGAGACUGAGAAGGGACAGAGCGAGAGCCUCGUGUGUAUUGCAUGAUAAAAUUUAAAGAUGGAUAUUAUUUUGUAUGUAAACGUUAUUUAUAUAAAUGAAUAUAUAAGGAAAGAAGAUGAGAUGUAGCUAAGAAGCGCGGCGAUCGCCUAUCAGCGACGAUUAUUAUUUUUUUCAUUAUUAUUAUUGUUACAUACACGGAGAAAAAUGUUUUGCUGACGCAGCAAAUUGUCUAUCGCUAAUGAUAAAAAAAAUUUGUUUCCAAUAACAAAUCUUUAACAAGAUUUGUUAACAGUAUUAACUUGGUAAUUGUGCUAACUAGAUUUUAUUAUUGUCGCAACGAUGUUUUGCUACAACAGCAAAAUUAUUUUAGGGUAACAAAUCCUCUUGCUGUUAUUAUAGCAACAAACAAUUUGCAGUGACAGUAAAUUGUUUUCCAUAUAAGAGCCGACCGGACGAAUGUGCAGUCAUCUUGAUCGCGAAAAGAUGAAAU